Molecule: messenger RNA, 1854 nt
Organism: Lacerta agilis (Sand lizard)
Lineage: Eukaryota; Metazoa; Chordata; Lepidosauria; Squamata; Lacertidae
Product: low molecular weight neuronal intermediate filament-like
Exons: 4
Coding region: 1-1461 (486 amino acids)
Source: RefSeq, a predicted model, not a curated record
AUGAGCUACAGCAGGGACCUGCUCUUCGCUGCUCCGUCCUACGGCAAGAAAGCCUUCGGGGAGCCCCCGUCGCGGCUCUCGGCGGGCCGGAGCGUUGUGUACGGCUCGACGGCGGGCGCGGGCCGGGCGGGGGCAAUGCAGCCGCCGCGGGGAGGCUUGGCCCCCUCGGCCUUCUCGUCGUCGUAUCGGAAGCUGCCGGCGCCGAGCAGCUCGCUGGACCACCUGGAGGCGCUGCGGGCCGGGGGGGCGGCGUCGGGGCCGAGCGCGCUGAGCAACGAGCUGAAGAUCGUGCGCACCAACGAGAAGGAGCAGCUGCAGGGCCUCAACGACCGCUUCGUCACCUACAUCGAGAAGGUGCACCAGCUGGAGCAGCACAACCGGCUGCUGGAGGCCGAGGUGGCGGCGCUGCGGCAGCGCCAGGCCGAGCCGUCGCGCCUGCAGGCGCUCUACGAGCAGGAGGUGCGCGAGCUGCGCUCCCAGGUGGAGGCGCUGCGGCACGACGGCGACCAGGCGGCGCUGGAGAGCCAGCAGCUGGGCCGCGCCCUCCAGCGGCUGCGCGACGAGGCGGCCCACGAGGCGGCGCGGCGCCAGGAGGCCGAGCUGGCGCUGCGCGACGCGCGCAAGGACGCCGACCGCGCCGCGCUCGCCCGCCUCGAGCUGGAGAAGAAGGUCGAGGCGCUCCUGGACGAGAUCGCCUUCCUGCGCCACGUCCACGACGAGGAGGUGGCCGAGCUGCACGCCGAGCUGCAGGGGGCGCAGGUCUCCGUCGAGAUCGAUAUGAGCAAGCCUGACCUCACGGCUGCCUUGAAAGAGAUCCGCACCCAGUACGAAGUCCUGUCCGCCCGGAACCAGCAGUCGGCUGAGGAGUGGUACAAAUCCAAGUUUGCCAACUUCACUGAAGAGGCGGCUCGCAGCAGCGACAGCAUCCGCCAGGCCAAGGAGGAGAUUUCCGAAUAUCGCCGGCAGCUGCAAGCCCGGAACAUCGAGAUCGAGUCCUUGCGCGGCGCCAACGAGUCCCUGGAGAGGCAGCUGCAGGAGGCUGAGGAGAGGAGCAGCAAAGAGCUGCGUGACCUGCAGGAGACCAUCAGCCAGCUUGAAAAUGCCCUGAGGACAACCAAGGGGGAGAUGGCCCGUCACCUGCGGGAGUACCAGGACCUGUUGAAUGUGAAGAUGGCUCUGGAUAUUGAAAUUGCAGCAUACAGAAAAUUGCUGGAAGGGGAAGAGACCCGCCUGAGCACCGUCAGCAGCACCAGCAGCAGCAGUGCUUUCGGCCUGAGCUACCCCUUCUCCUCGAGCCCCCUGGCCGGCUUCAAGGGGUUCUCGGCCAGCACAGUGGCGAUCCGGAAGGACAAGAAGGCAGAGUCCCAGGACAGCCCCAAGGAGUCCAAUGACUCAGGAGAGUCAAAGGACGAGGACGAUUCUGGAGAUGAGAAGUCUGCAACGGGCGUGCCCAAAACCUAAAACGGUGUCCCAAAGGCAGCCCUCCCCACCCCCCCUCUCACUGGAUUUCCUCAGAAUGGGGUGAGGGUGUUGUAGGUGUUUCAGACAUGGGAUGGCUCUUGGGAUGAGUCCGUCAGGCAGACCACGAUAACCGGACACCAAAUUACUCCUGGACAGAUCCGCAAGCCUCUGGCAACUCUCCAGGAGCCAGCACCGCACAGAUCUGCCCAGAACUCAGUUGCAUAUCACAAGCAGGGGCUUUAGAGCUCUUGGGCAGAUAGCUGGGCCUCUUGGCUCUCUGGCAUCACAAACCUCUGCAAGUUUACUUUGGAGUAAAUCCCAGUGUGUUCGUCUGUGAGCGACACACAGAAGUCUUCCCGUGUCUGAAACACUUCUGGAAAAACGUAAUCUUCU